Peniophora sp. CBMAI 1063 is the source of this 339-nucleotide messenger RNA. The record is from the annotation of a GenBank genome assembly. Lineage: Eukaryota; Fungi; Basidiomycota; Agaricomycetes; Russulales; Peniophoraceae.
AUGACAUAUUCCGCAGUCACCACAUCCCAAGGAGCGGAGAGUCAAAUCUGGUCGGUACCGGGGACCGAGGAGUCAGCUGACAGCGAGAAGGACGUCUUUGGGAUGAAAAUGUUCACACUGCCCAUCAAGUGUGGCGUACAACCGGAUGGUGCAAGCCAAGCUCCUACAUCAGAAGGCGCCCAGCGCAAAUCUUUCGCUUUGUUAGUGCGGUACAGCCAGGGUACAGCGCACGGCAUGAACGUCAAGCAAGGGACGAGAAGCAUGUGCAAGGCGGGCUGCUAUAAUCUCUUCGCAGGCUGGGGUACAUUGGGCUAUGGUACAUCAGUGCAGUAUUCGUAA